Hydractinia symbiolongicarpus is the source of this 495-nucleotide messenger RNA. Its product is annotated as gremlin-2-like. Lineage: Eukaryota; Metazoa; Cnidaria; Hydrozoa; Anthoathecata; Hydractiniidae. The record is from RefSeq and is a predicted model, not a curated record. The coding region runs from base 1 to 495 and encodes 164 amino acids. The transcript has a single exon.
AUGAUCAUCCUGAAGAUUUAUUAUGUCUUGCUAAUAAUUGUCCCGAUAGUAUGUCAAAGAUCGAAACCACGUUGGCCAGGCCGCCGAACGAAACCUGAAGGAUUGGCGUCGUUAAAAGAAGAAAAAGAAGCAAAACGUCUCGAAGAAAAACAUCGGCAUAACAAUAAAGAAAUUUAUUCAAAACUCCCGGGUCACUAUAUUCUAUCUUUACAGAAUGAAAGUUGUACUGGUUUGCCUUAUAUUCGCAAUGUUACCGCCGACGGUUGCAUACCGAGUACCGUGAAAACACAAAUUUGCGUUGGAGGAUGUAACUCUGCAAUUGUAUCCACUAAAAACGGAAAUUUGAGUUUAUUUCGAGGUUGUUUUCCUGAUAAAAUACGAGAAGUUAAAAUCAAAUUAAAAUGCCCAGGUCGAAGAAAAGGGUAUAAACGAAAACGUGAAUUUGUUAUAGAGAGUUGCAAAUGCGCAUAUGGCAAAGCAAAAAUCAAAUCUUGA